Messenger RNA from Williopsis jadinii, 1709 nucleotides. RefSeq names its product MFS transporter. Gene Ontology annotation, biological process: transmembrane transport. The transcript has a single exon. Lineage: Eukaryota; Fungi; Ascomycota; Saccharomycetes; Phaffomycetales; Wickerhamomycetaceae. Gene Ontology annotation, molecular function: transmembrane transporter activity. Bases 210 to 1709 code for a protein of 499 amino acids. The record is from RefSeq and is a predicted model, not a curated record.
AGAGAUUUCAAGAUAUGGAGGUUGUAUUCCCAGUAUGGACGAAGCCAUGUGAAAUGAAUGGAUUUGUUUGUUGGCUUUCCUUGUGCUUUGUACAAUGCACUACUCUCAAUAAAUUGCAAGUCAUUGACUCUUCGCAGCAAGAGUAGACACUGAGGAUCAAAGGCAGAAGAGCAAUACGCCUGUUAGUUCACGCUCGAUCAAUUCAUCUUAUGGGGUUAUCAUCAAAGAGCCCUUCAGAGGUCACUGAAACAUCAGUUACCUGCUAUGAGCUCAAGCACUUUGUUUUCGGGGAGGAUGGUUUGAUUGAUUUCGACGAUGAGUCUGAACUGAAGCCAGGAAACUGGCCAGACAAGAGGAAGCUGCUACACACUUGUCUGUAUGGCCUCGUUACCUUUUGCGCCCAGUUCAACUCCACGUCACUGUCUCCUAAGAGGUUCCAAGAGCUGUUGAACCAAGUCUAUGGUACGUCUCAUGAAGUUGCCGUGCUGUCAUCUUCACUCUAUAUUCUUGGUAUUGCGUUCGGCCCAAUGAUAUUUGCCCCAAUAAGCGAGGUCUAUGGACGUAAAAUCGGAGUUUUGGCCCCAUUCUUGCUCAGUUCUGUCUUCGCCUUUGCCUGUGCUACGGCGUACAACGUCCCCUCCUUACUGGUGUAUAGGCUUCUAUCAGGGUUCUUCAGUGGAGCACCAAUUGUCUCUGCAGGAGGUGUACUUGCUGAUAUUUACCCAGAUCCAAGCAUUCGAGGGAAAUACUUUGCGUUAUACGCAAUGUUUGUCUCUCUCGGUCCUUCCUGUGGACCUGUUGUGGCCUCUCUUCUCAUGUAUAGCAGACCAGAGUCUGACAUGGGAGCAUGGAGAAUUCCAGAGUAUUUCAGCGGCCUGCUCAAUUUGACACUGUUUGUAACAUGUGAAGUCCUUCUCCAAGAGACAUACCCUCCGAUUGUUCUGAAGAAGAUGGCAAGACAGUUGAGGUUAGAAAGUGCACGUUACAGCAUUCACUGUCUACAUGAUACGUGGAGACUUGAGUUCAAGCAACUUGUGCGUAGCCAUCUUGUGAGGCCCUUUGAAAUGCUGGUCAAUCCAAUUGUAUUUGUUGUUGUUCUCUUCUCCUCCUACGUCUUUGGGCUUUUCUAUCUGUUCAUUACGACGUUGCCUGAAGUGUUCUAUCUGGCUAGAGGAUGGACUAAGACCACUGGUGUCCUUCCAAACAUGGCACUGUUCUGUGGCACUUUCAGUGGAUGCAUUAUCAACAUGAUGUACUCUAAGGUGUACGCCAGGAAGGUUAGAGAUAACGGUGGUAUUGUUAUUCCAGAGGAAAGAUUUCCGUUGUUGAUGGGGGUCGGAUGGCUCAUGCCAGCCGGGAUCUUGUUGUGUUCCUGGACAGCGAGCAAGAGUAUUCACUGGAUAGUUCCGUGUAUCGGAAUCUAUUUGAUUGGUUUGGGCUUCAUAACAAUCUUUCAAGGCUGUUUGAACUACUUGGUGGAUACCUACACCAAGUACUCUGCGAGUGCCAUUGCUUCGAACACGUUUCUGAGAUCAAUAUUUGCAGCAGCGUUCCCACUGUUUGCUAAGCAGCUGUUUGUGAAUAUGGGUGUUCAGUGGGGAGGGUCCAUACUGGGGUUUGUUGCCUUAGGUAUGAUUCCUAUCCCAUUUGUAUUCUACAAGUACGGUGCUGUUAUUAGGACUAAGAAUACAUACGUUGGCUCCUAUUAA